CAACAUAUCUUCUCCUAUUAAUUGUUAUUAUAAGCCGCACCAAAAAAUAACUCCAUCCAAACUCACUUCUGGAUUUAAUUUAGCGACAAUGGAGUAUCUCUUGGUCACCUUCGCACUACUUGUAGCUUCAUUUAUCUUCAUCUUCUCCUCCUACUUCCGUCGCAAAAUUUCCAACCUUUCGCUUCCGCCGACUGUCUUUCCAACCCUCCCGGUAAUCGGCCACCUCCACCUUUUGAAGAAACCCCUGUACAGGACAUUGACCACAAUCUCCGCCAAACACGGCCAAAUCCUGCUCAUCCGCUUUGGAUCCCGCCGCGUUCUACUGGUGUCCUCCCCAACCGCCGCCGAAGAAUGUUUCACUAAGAACGACGUCAUCUUCGCCAACCGCCCUCGCUUUCUUGCUGGCAAAAUUCUUGGCGACAAUUACACCAGCAUAGGUUGGGCACCAUACGGCGACCACUGGCGCAACCUUCGCCGGAUCUCCUCCAUCGAGAUCUUCUCCCCUCAUCGCCUUAAUGAGUUCCAUGACAUACGCGCUGAUGAAGGAAGACUUCUGAUACGUAAGUUGAUCUCUGAAUGUUCUUCGCCGGUAAACUUCAAGUCGGUUUUGCAGGAGAUGACGCUGAACGUGUUGAUGAGGAUGAUAUCCGGGAAGAGAUAUUUCGGCGGAGAUAUGAAGGAGGAAGGCAAACAGUUCCAGGAGAUAAUUAAGGAGGCUGUUCUCCUGUCGGAUACUUCGAAUUUAGGGGAUCACAUGCCCCUCAUGAGAUGGUUUGGAAUGAAAGAGUUGGAACGGAAGAUGAUUAUAUUGCAGAAAAAGAGAGAUGCUUUCCUUCAAGGGUUGAUCGAACAACAUCGAACAGUAGAUGGGAUUGAACCCAAAAACAAGAAGAAGAACACAAUGAUUGAAGUUCUAUUGCAGCUACAAAAAACUGAUCCGGAUUACUACACUGAUGAAGUUAUUAGAAGCUUUGUGCUGAAUCUGUUAUCAGCUGGAACUGAUACUUCUGGCACGACUAUGGAAUGGGCUCUUUCCCUUUUGCUCAACCAUCCACAUGUUAUAAAGAAGGCACAAAAGGAAAUAGAUAGUCAUCUGGGGAAAAGCCGUCUUGUUGAUGAAUCAGACAUGAGCAGCUUACCUUAUAUUCGUUGUAUUGUGAACGAGACUUUGCGUAUGUAUCCUCCACUCCCAUUACUAGUACCUCAUGAGUCAUCCGACGAUUGUGUGGUCGGAGGCUAUCAUAUCCCACGUGGGACCAUGCUACUAGUCAAUCAAUGGGGGAUGCAUCAUGACCCCGACCUGUGGAAUGACCCUGAAAGGUUUCAACCAGAAAGGUUCGAGAGCUUAGAAAGUACAAAAGAUGGGUUUAGAUUCAUGCCGUUUGGGUCUGGAAGGAGAAGUUGUCCAGGAGAAGGCUUGGCGUUGCGUAUGGUUGGGUUGACGUUAGGGUUGCUAAUACAGUGUUUCGAUUGGGAAAGGAUUAGUGAAGAGAUGGUUGACAUGAGAGAAGGUCCUGGGCUCACCAUGCCCAAGGUUCAACCUUUAGUAGCCAAGUGUAGACCACGUCCGAUAACACACAAUCUAAUAGCUUUAAACAUGUAAACUUAUAUAAAGCAGGUUUUGCUUGGCAUGUAAGUGAACUGGCUUUAAAAUUGUAUUGUGAAAAAAGCUUUGGGAAAAUAACUUAAAAUAACAAGGAAGUUUUUAACUCGUUCACAAAACUCAAUUAUGUUUUGAUCGUUCAAUGAAGACCAAUGAAAUUAACGUUUUGUCUAAAAAGUUAAACUAAGCUACGAUUUUUUUUCCAGUUUACAUUAAAGCGGCCGACAUCGUUAGGUGAACAUUGAGUUGGCAAAUAAAUGUUGAGUUGAUAUAUGUACUUGGCAUUAAUGACCUAUCUACUUAGCAUUAAAUGAAAAUUUCAUACUUUAAAUCGAUUUAGGGCACAAUGAUACCAUUGGUACGUCUACUCUUGUGAUCAAUGGAGUUCUUCAACUCUCAUGGGUUCUCCAUCUCAAUCAUUCAACUCCUGCUCAAGCUUAAAAUUUUCGAAGAGAAAAAGCGUAAUUUAAGGUUUGCCCUAACUCUUUGGAUCCAAAGAAGGAAAAAUGUGAUUUCUGGGAAUGGAUUGAUGAAGAUAAAGAAAAUAUAACUAAGAACAAGAAUAAGAAAGAUGAAGAACAUGAACAUUCUUUUUAAGUGAAGAUUGCAAUAUUGGAAUACGAUUUCAGUG
Lactuca saligna is the source of this 2234-nucleotide messenger RNA. The record is from the annotation of a GenBank genome assembly. Lineage: Eukaryota; Viridiplantae; Streptophyta; Magnoliopsida; Asterales; Asteraceae.